Parascedosporium putredinis is the source of this 1161-nucleotide messenger RNA. The record is from the annotation of a GenBank genome assembly. Lineage: Eukaryota; Fungi; Ascomycota; Sordariomycetes; Microascales; Microascaceae.
AUGCAGAAUUUCAACUUUCAAUUUUUCGAUUUAACACACCUCCCCGUUGAUGUCACCCGGGCGUCGACGGCUACCGUGCGGUUCUGGGCCCGGAGGCAAGACUCUUGGAUCCUUCUCCUACAAGAAUUCGUCGAUCUCAAGAAUCUCCAAUUCAUCGGCACACUCGAAGAGCAGCACUUCCCUGUGAACAGUCUCGUGUUUCACCUCACCGAUGGCUUCUACUCGGCCGAUAUCCCCGGCCGACCAAGGGAGCCCAAAGCUGCCCAACCGGUGCCUACUUCGUCCUACAAUGCCCUCAUGAAGCUCGCCACUCUCGACAACUCCAUACAAGACGCGCUGGCGACGCAGCAGUCCAUCAGGGAACAGAUCAACGCCAUAUUAGAGACAAAACCGCCGGAUCCGGUCCCACAGGCGGAAGAUCGGCUAGAACUCGCAAAGAAGUAUCUAGCACUGGAGAGGAAGAACGUCGCCGCAGUUAAGCAGCGGAAGAAGGAGCUGGAGGAGUCGAUACGGUUACGGCGCGCGGCUAUCCGAGAUGGCCGCGCAGUGCAGGAAAAGGCAGAACGAGACGUUGCCAAUGCGCGUGAUAAGCUAGACUCAUCCCGGGAGGCAACGGCAACUACCCGGGAGCAGAUCCGUGGCCAGAAACGGCGCAUUUGCUCCGACCUAGCCGACAUCUUUGACAUACGCCCCGUGCCAGACGGCCCACCCCUAUCCUUCCAGAUAUGCGGCAUCCCACUUCCGAACACGACCUUCGACGCCGCGACUUCGCGCACCACCGGCGAGGAUGAGCUCUCCGCCGCCCUCGGUUACGUCUCCAGCCUCACCGACCACCUCCAGUACUACCUUUCUAUGCCCCUCCCCUACCCCAUCACCGCCUUUGGGUCCCGCUCCUCCAUACGCGACGACAUCUCUCUCCUGACCGACCUUGCCACCCGCUACCAGGCCCGUGGCCGCGAAUUUCCUCUCUUUCUACCCCGGGGCGGCUCCACGGCGGCCCACUUUCGCUUCGAGUACGCAUGGUUCCUCCUCAACAAGGAUAUCGAAGCACUCUGCGCCUCCCAGGGGCUGCGUGUCGUCGACAUCCGCCAAACCCUACCCAACCUCAAAUACCUGCUCUACUCCGGCGGGGCUCGAUGGCGUGGCCGUGCCCGGAAGUGA